CGAUCACCAGAUCAUUCAGUUCAACGGAAAACUCACCUGGCCACAGCGACACGUGAACCCUACCCACGUGUCCCCAUUGCGUUUCACCGCAGCAAGACACGUCAUCUUCGACCCGCGAUCUCCUGCCAGACCGUCUAAGUUUCCCCUUUCGCAUUUUUCCCCGCGACGCGCUCAAUGACCGGCGCCGAUCCCGCUGCAGCAGCCCCGGCGCCCGCGGAGGCGAGUGCAGGAGGCGCAGGCGGGGAGAAUGCGGGGGAGCGGAAGGCCGGGGAGGCGGAGCAGAGCGCGGGGGAGGGGGAGCAGGUGGUGACGCCGUGGGAGGUGUCAGCUGAGGGCGGCAUCGACUACAACAAGCUUAUCGAGCAGUUCGGCUGCCAGCGCCUCGAGCCCGCGCUUAUAGCGCGUAUGGAGAAGCUCACCGGCGCGCGCGCGCACCCGUUCCUGCGCCGCGGCAUCUUCUUUGCGCACCGCGACUUCGAUAAGAUCCUGGACGCGGUGGAGAAGGGCGAGCGGUUCUACCUGUACACGGGGCGAGGGCCGUCGUCAGAGGCGCUGCACCUGGGCCACCUGAUCCCCUUCAUGUUCACUAAGUGGCUGCAAGAGGCCUUCAAGGUGCCUCUGGUCAUCCAGCUCACGGACGACGAGAAGUACCUGUGGAAGAGCAUGAGUGUGGACGAGGCGCGGCGCCUGGCCCGGGAAAACGCCAAAGACAUCAUUGCAUGCGGCUUUGACGUGGCGAGGACGUUUAUUUUCUGCGACUUUGACUAUGUGGGCGGGGACUUCUACCAGAAUAUCGUCAAGAUUGCUCGAUGCGUCACACUCAACCAGGCACGUGGCAUCUUUGGAUUCGACGGCGAGGAUUGCAUCGGCAAAGUGGGCUUCCCUCCCGUUCAGGCCGCCCCAGCAUGCCCCUCGUCCUUCCCGCACCUGUUUGGGCGCAAGAACGAAGUGCGCUGCCUCAUCCCCCACGCCAUCGACCAGGACCCCUACUUCCGCAUGACGCGGGACUGUGCCCCCCGCCUGGGCUUCCACAAGCCCGCGCUCAUCGAGUCACGCUUCUUCCCCGCGCUGCAGGGCGAGAGUGGGAAGAUGAGUGCAAGUGAUCCGAACUCUGCUGUCUUUGUGACGGACUCGCCAAAGGAAAUCAAGAACAAGAUCAACCGCUACGCCUUCUCAGGCGGGGGUGCCACCAUCGAGGAACACCGGGCCAAGGGGGCCAACCUCGAGGUGGACGUGCCAGUGAAGUACCUCUCCUUCUUCCUAGAUGACGAUGCUGAGCUUGAGCACAUCAAGACGGAGUACGGGGCGGGGCGCAUGCUAACGGGCGAUGUGAAGAAGCGGCUGGUGGAGGUGCUGACAGCCAUGGUGGAGCGCCACCAGAAGGCACGCGAGCUGGUCACGGACGAGAUGGUGGAUGCGUUCAUGGCAGUGCGGCCCAUGCCACACAUGUUCUGUUGAUUACCACCGAUGGCGAAGUUCUUGGACUUCUACUGGUUGUGUCCUCCAUUGUGUGUUCUAUCAGGUAUAAGGAAUA
Molecule: messenger RNA, 1534 nt
Organism: Closterium sp. NIES-67
Lineage: Eukaryota; Viridiplantae; Streptophyta; Zygnematophyceae; Desmidiales; Closteriaceae
Source: the annotation of a GenBank genome assembly